This is a messenger RNA of Fibroporia radiculosa, 1188 nucleotides long. RefSeq lists its product as uncharacterized. Lineage: Eukaryota; Fungi; Basidiomycota; Agaricomycetes; Polyporales; Fibroporiaceae. The transcript is spliced from 6 exons. Bases 1 to 1188 code for a protein of 395 amino acids. The record is from RefSeq and is a predicted model, not a curated record.
AUGCCUGUCUCUGCGAACCGGGCUCACAGCGUUGCAGGAAUACGGACGCCCACAAUACGAUCGCACGGUUCCGUCCACUCGGAAUAUGUUGUUCACUUCUUGUUACAAGCUAACGAAUACUACGCGGGAGAGGGUGCUCCUCAUCACCACCAUCACCAUCAUCCUGAAGGCGAGGGGCAACAGUACAAUGCUGGGGGUGCCCCUCAAUAUGCUCAAGGAGGCGCGCCGCCAUUCGAAGGUGGUCGGCAAGAGUACGGAGCCCCGCACCAUAGUGGCGGGCGUCCGGAGUAUGGCGCACCACAGAAUGAAAUUGGUGGUCGCCCGGCGUACCAGCAAGGUCGUCAGGAAUAUGGCGAGCCCCCGCAAUAUCAGCAGGGUCGUCAGGAAUAUAGCGAGCACCCGCAGUAUCAUCAGGGCCGUCAGGAAUACGGCGCUCCUCAGUAUGAGGGUGGGGGACGGCCUCCUUAUGAAGGAGGUGGGGGAGAGUACGCUCCCCACCGUGGUGAGGGCCGCCCACAACAUGGCGGAGGCGGCCAGGCAUACGGCGGCCCUCCUCACGGAGAAGCGCAGGGAUACUAUAACCAAGGUCAUCCUCAGGAAUACGGUGCUCCCCCUCCUCCCGGGAGCGGUCAAUACUCCCAGAUGGGGGGGCAGCACUUGAAUUCUCCGUAUCACUCUGGUGGGGGACAUCCUCAAGGGCAUGGACGUCCGCCAUUUGACGAAUCCGAGGUCGCAAGUGCUGCCAGUAGGCAUAGCGGAGGAGACUCGUCGUUAUUUUCUUCUGCCCUUCAGCAUGUCCAUAAUCACGCAAGCGAGCACGAGCAGCCCAUUGAUGAGGAGCACGUACAAAAUGCUCAUCGCGCGGCCUAUCAAGAGGGUAACGCCAGCAGCUUGAGUGCCGGCUCAAUGGGCGGUGCUGCUGCCAUGCAGGCUAUGAAGAUGUUCACAGGCGGCGGAGCCGGAGGAGGAUCUUCCUCUGACUUGAUCAGUUUCGCCAUGGGCGAGGCCUCUAAGCUCUUCGACAAGUCAGGAGGAGCUUCUUCGGGUAGCAAGCAGGAUGCUAUCAAUGGUGCAGCCAUGACCGUCAUGAAGUUGCUUGUGCAGUCCAAAUUUAGUGGUGGAGCGACUGGCGGAGGCAGUAGUGGGGGGCUGAGCAGCCUUAUGGGUUUGGCGUCCAAAUUUAUGUAA